AUUUUCCCUUCCCUCCUCUAGCUUGAUAUCACCGCCAUGGCGAGCAAGCCAUCCACCCACUUGGCUCCUCCCCCCACCCCCACCCCCGAAGCCACCGUGACCACGCCAUCGUCCACCGCCGUCGCAUGCUCACCCGACUCUCAUCAGCCCGUCAUGUCACGGGGGCUGAGCACGUGCACCUCAAGUGCAGCCAGUGUCAGUGACACGCAGCCAAAGAACGUCUUCUGGGUCUCCCCCCAGAAGGCAGGCUUCGGCGUGUUCUGCCAGACGCUCGACUUUCUGUUUGAGGUGCUGGCGCUGUGGGAGAUGGGCAGGCGGGGCUACCACACGAUAAUGGCGAUUGACUUGGUCUUCAUCGGCGUCUCCGUCUCCAUGCACCUGUUCUGGCGGGACAGCAAGCACCCGCUGAUGAAGCACAGGCAGCGGGGGCCGGCGGAGAAGGUCCUCGUCUACUUUGGGAUGUCGGCCGUAUGCGAGACAGAAAAGGGGCGAGGGGGGGAGCAGGCAGACCAUGAGACACUCAUCAUUGUUCUCUCUUGUGUGUGUGCAGAUGGGCAUAAGCAUCGAUCACUGCACUGGGAAGAUCCCCGUGUGGACGCCCGAGAUAGCCAAGGUCCACGGGGUCUUCCGCAGCAUCGACAUGAUGUACCGCAGCAUCCCCGCCCUCCUCAGCUAUGUGUUCUUCCUCUUCGCUCACCCAGCCAACUACAGAGACAUCCUCUUCUGGGACCGAUUCGGCUUCUGGCUCUUCGCCGUCUACUCCGCUGUCCACUUCGCCUACACCACGUCGUCGCACAUACAGCACUUCGCGCAGUUCCCGCAUUGGAAAGGUGAGUGAACAGAAAGACACAAGUCUCGACACACAGAAAACUGUGUGUGCUGCAGGUUUCUUCAUCGUCUUUGUGUUCCACCUGGCCGACAUCGGUUUCUGGAUAAUGCAGCUGGGGUGCCUGUGUUUCUUCCUGGGCUGCCUGCCUGCCGUGCUGGUGCUGCUGUGGCAGUGGGCGUCGCGGCAGACGAUCAUCAUCACGCGAUACGUGCUGGACAAGAAGAAGGCCUCUCCUAAGGGCCUGUUUAAGUACCUCCGGACGUGGUGGUACCUGCUCUUCGUCCAACAGCCUAUCAACCUGAUUGCGUCAUCUCUCGGGCCGGUAGCCAAGCCAGACAGACAGACAGACAGAUAGACUGGCUUGCGCGCUUCUUUCUUUGCUCAUGAAUCAUUUUGUGUGCUGUCUCGGUGUCUCAGGUGGGGCAGGCCCACCCGGUGUAUCGGUGGAUCAUCCUUGCGCUGCGCUACAUCGAGACAGCCGCCAUCCUCACCUUCAUAUGGGCCACCAAACCGUCGAAGUCACGCAUGGACGGUCAGUGCCAUUGGCUGGACCGCAGGCGAGAGACAUGCUGACGCGUGUGGCUCCCUCCCUUUGUGUCUGUGUGCAUUUGAACAGAGUGGGGAGUGGGUGAGGAUUUCCACAUCAAGCUGACCAACCAGGUGUUGAUGCCCUGGAGCCUCGUCAACCUCUACUUCCACACCUACUGCGUGGCGGCCAUUGCGUCGGGCUCAAUGCCCUCGCUGAUACACCUCAACUUCAAUGCCACCGCCGCAAGUGAGGAGACACAGAAAUCGCGCAGUCACACGCACAAUCUCCCACCCCCCGCCCCCCUUCCAUGUCCCAUCACCCAUUGUGCAGAGGACAGUAACGUCAACAAGGUGAUAAUGAUCAGCAAGCAGCUCUUGCGCCCAUCCGUGGUGGACCCCAAGAACCGGCCGAGGUCGAAGAGGCCGCCGCCCCUCAAUCAGAACCCGCCACGGGCCGACGCGUACUCCAAGAAGAUAGAGGCGCUACACAAACCACAAGACGGUGCAGAGAGGGAAACGCCGGAGGACGACGGCUACUCGGCAGAGGGAGAAAUGGACCAUGAGGUACGUCUGCAGAUAGAUGCCAGCCUCCCUCCCCUGGCUGCAUACGCCUUCUGUGUGUGUCUCUGCGUCUUGGUGUGCAGGGCUCGCCUCACUUCAACAACGAUUCCCAGCCGCCUUUCCACGAAGGAGAUGCCGCCUUCAUGAUCGACGACGACAUGGUGCUCCACGACACCAUCGAGUUUCCUUCAGGACUAGCUGCAGGGACCGACGACGGGGCCGAGGGUGCGGGUGAGGGUGAGGGUGGGGGUGUGGCGGGGAAGCUCAAGACGUUCCAUGCGUUUUCUGGUGUGGGCAAUGCUGGCGGGCAGCAGAGGGAUUGGGCACAGAAGCCAUAGGGAGAGAGGGGAUUAAGGGGUGCUCUGUGUAAGCGCGUUGCGUCAUGUAAGCACCUGAUUGUGACAGUUAGGAG
Vitrella brassicaformis is the source of this 2330-nucleotide messenger RNA. NCBI's taxonomy places the organism in Eukaryota, Vitrellaceae. The record is from the annotation of a GenBank genome assembly.